Molecule: messenger RNA, 2312 nt
Organism: Ananas comosus (pineapple)
Lineage: Eukaryota; Viridiplantae; Streptophyta; Magnoliopsida; Poales; Bromeliaceae
Exons: 3
Coding region: 383-1486 (367 amino acids)
Source: RefSeq, a predicted model, not a curated record
CAGGGAAUCGCCCUUGUUCGAGUUUAAUCCAACGGUCCGUAUCCCUGUCGCGUUUUCAUUCAACUCCCAAUCUUUCCUCAUCAAUCCCAGCUUCGGGGAAAAUUUUAGGGGCUUGGACUCGCAUUUCGCGCAUCGCAUCCUUUGAUUCGAAGGAUUUUGUUUGUUUCCUCGCAAAAAGUUAACCCAGAUCCACCGAUCCAGCUCUUCCGCGGCGAAAUCCCACGAAUUUUUCGAGAAAUUUCGAGAAAAUUCGGCUUCUCAUGCAGUAUUCUAGCGAUUGGGCCCGUGCGAUCGCUCGAUCCUCGUCCAUGGCUAUCGAUUGAUCCGUGGAACGAAGCAUUGGCUUCGGAUGUGAGCGGAGAGAGGGGAAUCGAAGCGUUUGAUGAUGCAGAGGGAGAAAGGUGGACGAAAUGGGAGUUACGAGCCACAAUCGAAUGGUUUGUUCGAUGGAUUCGUCGAUCGAAGGGGUGGUUUGUUCGAUGGAUUCGUCGAUCGAAGGGGGGAGAUCGAUAGCAUUGCGACGAUCCCGGUGUCGUCUUCUUCGUCUCUCCCCUCUUCUCCUCCGUCGUCGUCUUCGUCGUGUGGUGGCUACAUCGAGCACCGAGUGUCGAAGAUGGAUACGCUCGCCGGGGUUGCCAUAAAGUAUGGUGUGGAGGUAGCAGAUAUUAGGCGGUUGAACAGCUUGAUGACCGAUCUUCAAAUGUUUGCUCGCAAGUCAUUGAAGAUUCCGCUUCCUGGAAAGCAUCCUCCAUCUCCUUUUGUGUCAGAGGACUCGGCAAAUGGCAGAGAACUGACUCCUCCACGUCGACCUCGGAGUGAUAUUUUAUACUCCCUUGAAACACUGAAGCUGAAACCACCACCAUGUAAAAUCUCCCCAGCCAUGAGUCGAUUGCAGGGAUAUUAUGGCCUCACGCCUCCUAAGAGGGGCCCACUAUUUGAUGGCACCAAAAUGGCAGUUUAUAAAACUGAUAAGUCUCUUUAUAUGAAAGAUGAACAAUUAUUGCCUCAACACUCUCCGAAUUCCGAACCACUUCCGAAUCGGCAUAAAAAGUCUAAAAGUAUGGUUAAUGAAUUAUAUUUUGAAAAUUCUGAGAUCAUUGGAGAAAGAAGAAUUGAUGAAGCUGCAGAGAGUGAUAAUGAAAAAUCAAUAAGGCGGCGUCAAAAGGGUGAUUCCGAGCCUUUAGGGUUUUCUCGAAAGGCAGGAAAAGGGCUAGCUUUGAGGCCGAAAUCGGGAAGCCGUCCUGAUAUAGACCUGAGCCAACAGAAUCUUGUUUCUCUGGUUGACCCUUCACUAAUUGAUGGGUUGCUAACUGUUCGGAAAUCAUCGAGCACUUCUAAUUUGCAAGAUUCGGAUAGUAGCUCCUCUAUAUGGUCUUCGAGCAAGUGGAGUUUGAAACCCGAUACAUUUGCUUGGCCCAUUUUUGAUGGUCUUCCGAAGCCCGCAAAGCCUGCUACUGCUAGGCGAAAUAAAGCUGCUCUGGAUUAGGCUGAUCCUUCUUAUCUUCCCUGUUCUCCUUUUCAGUUGAUACCAUGACAUUACAAUUUCAUUUUUUUUCCUUACAUUUAAGUUAAACCAGUGUUUGGUUCCACGUAAAACUGUUGAAGACGGUUUCCAGAGGAAAGUGCUUUCAGUGGAAAAGAAAAUUUUUAUAUGUUGGUGUUUGAUGCAGUAAAAAACACAAAAAAAAUGGUUUUAAAGGGAUACCUGUUUGGUUUGCGGGCAAAGGAAAUGAAGCGAGUGUGGGGAGAGGAAAUUUCAGUUUUCAGUUUGUGUUUUUGCCUGAAAAAUACCGAAAAUGAAACCGAAUGUUUUUCUGAAGAUAUGUAUUGUUGUUUCCACUGAAAAGCAUCUUACGUGGAACCAAACACAAGGAAAAUUCCUUUUCAGUCUGAAAAUUGUUUUGGGGCUCUUCACAUGGAACCAAACACUGCCUAAAUAUUUAAGUGAGCAGGGUUUAUACGGUAUAUAUAUAUAUUCUCUACAAGCAGAAAAGGUCUACUGAAAGUUGGGUGAAUAAAACAAUGUAGGCUAGAUAGGGAAUUCCAUCUUUCGGAGAUCGCUAGAAAAGUUGGUGUCGACUCUACUCUUUCUUGUGUUAGAGCAGAGAUGUUGAACCAGUAAGUUCUUUAUUUGGUCAUUCAUUCAUUACACCUUGUUUUUUGUUUGUUUCCUGCCUUGGCUAUUGUUUGGAGGGAUUUGUUUGUACAAAAUCAAUUAAUGAGUUUUGAGAUAUUUUUGGGGGAAAGGAGAUGGAAUAUUGUAUCACUCUUUGUAUCAGUAAAUGUACUAAAAUGAAAAUGAAUUCAUAGGA